AUGCCUAGAUUUUUAGUUAGUGGUCCUUCACGUUCAAAUCAAGUUCGUAAGUUCAACAAACAAUAUAUUCCAGAUGAUAAAAUUGUUAUACCAAAUUCUCAUAUUCCUGUUCCAAAAGGAGAGUUAAAAUCAUUUCCAAUGUCACUUACAGCGUUCAAAGAUUUAAUUAAAGGCUUGUACAAUACAACAUUAUUCGAUCCUAAUGCUGGAUCAAUCGAAGAUAUCGCACUAGUUAGACUACUUGACAAUCCGGCCCAUAAUAACGUUUAUUUCCAUAAAUAUGUAAGAUUAGAGAGUGGUUUUUGUUAUGCCAUGAUGAUAGAAACAACGCAAAUAGGUAUUCAGUCUGUCGCAAUAAUAUAUUUUGAUGAACAAUGCAGUUUAAAGACAUUCCGUCCAAUUAUGGGUAAUGCCAUUAAUAGAAUUACCGGAACAUUAAUUACAGGAAGUCAGGAUGAUGUAUAUUGGUUCUGGGAAGAAACAAAUUGGGGAUUACCAAGACCUCAUGGACCUAUCAAAUUAGAUCCAUCAGAAUUUGAACGAAUUGUCAUUUCAUUCGAUUUAAUAGAAAAAGAAAUACAGUCUCGAGCUAAAAUUUACCCUAAACCACCAGAAGAUUUGAUCAAACCUAAUCCAGAUGAUGCAGCAUCUACAAUGCAUAGAAAUGGAUUUUGGGUUUGA
This is a messenger RNA of Trichomonas vaginalis G3, 681 nucleotides long. RefSeq lists its product as uncharacterized. Bases 1 to 681 code for a protein of 226 amino acids. The transcript has a single exon. The record is from RefSeq and is a predicted model, not a curated record. Lineage: Eukaryota; Parabasalia; Trichomonadida; Trichomonadidae.